GUCUUGUCGGUGCUUACGAGUUAUCAGUUAUAGUUGUUUUUACUCACAACCAGUAUAUCCACAUGAGGAAAAAUUGGCCAAAAAUUAUGAUUAAGUGAUGGAAGCUUUUUGUUUCAAGUUUUUAUUCGACUAUCGGAGCGCCCGCCCGUCCUCGGCGUCGUCGUCGUCGUGAUAGUGCAUUCACAAUUUAAGAUAAUUCAAGUUGUAUACGCUUUUGAUGUGUUUUAUUCGCUAUCACUGCGCGUUGUGUUGUUGGAGUUACGACAAUGACGGCAGCCGGGCAGCGCCGCGCCAGCAGCGGCAUGUAGCUUGUUUUUUAGUUCAGUUGAUUUCGAUUGAUUAUUCCAAACGGACGUGACACUCAGAACUCCAUUGAGAGUAAAGUGAAUCGGAGAAAUAACAAUGUCAUUCAUUGCAUCGUUGGAUGUUGGAACCACAUCGUUGAGAUGUUUUAUUUUCAAUGAAAACUGUCAAAUUAAAGGUUCUGCUUCCGAAUUGGUGGAAUUACUCAAUCCGAGAGCGGGUUAUUUUGAAAUCGAGCCAGAAAAACUGUGGCUUAGUAUCGUCAAUGUUAUCUCAAACGCUAUCAAAGAUGCAAAUCUUAAUUCUUCUGAUAUCACUUGCUUGGGGAUAUCGACGCAGCGUUGCACGUUUCUAACUUGGGAUAGCAACACCCAUGAGUAUUUUCACAAUUUUAUAACUUGGAAAGACUGUCGGGCCGAUGGCCUAGUGAAUAAAUGGAAUUCAGGACUAAUGUUGAAAACAUUGAACACUCUAUCAUAUGGAUUGUAUAUAUUGACACGUAGUAAACGCUUUUUGGCGGGAAGCGUAUUAAAGAUGAUGAAUGGGCAAGUUACUCUGAGGCUUAUUCAUGAGAUAGAAGCGAAUCCGAAACUAAAAGAAGCAAUUGAAAAUAAAACAGCUGUAGUUGAUACUCUAGAUUCGUGGAUAAUAUACAAAUUGAGAACUGGACUAGCCAAAGACCUGACAAUUCAACAUAUAACCGAUAUAACUUCUGCCACAGCAACAGGUUUAUUUGAUCCAUUUACCCUUGGUUGGUCGGAUUUGAUGAAAAUGAUGUUUGGCAUAAAUCUUAGCCUAUUACCAAAAGUAGUUACAAACUCAGACGAUUUUGGAUGCGUUCAUGAGUCUCUUUUUGGCACCCGGAUUCCUAUUACAUCAUCGGUAAGCGAUCAAACCGCAUCCUUAUGGGGUUCGAAUUGUUUCGACGAAGGCGACAUGAAGAUAACCAUGGGAACUGGUUCAUUUCUAGAUCUCAUAACUGGAAAGCACUGCCAGGCUUCAAUACAUGGUCUAUAUCCGUUAGUGGCUUGGCAAUUUAAAAACACGAAACUUAAUGACGAAUUGGUGUUUUGUGUAGAGGGUGCAGCUCAGGAUACGGGUACAUUGAUCUGUUGGGCUCAGUCAUGUGGUCUGUUUAAUGAUCCCUCUGAAACUUCGGAUAUUGCACAUUCAGUGGAAAAUACUGGUGGAGUUUAUUUUAUACCUGCAUUCAGUGGAAUUGGACCCCCGGUGAAUGAUUACAAGGCAGCAUCAGGUUUUCUAGGAAUAACUCCAUCAACCACUAGAGCUCAUUUAGUUAGAGCGAUUUUAGAGAGUAUAGCCUUCCGCAUCGCACAAAUAUGUGAAGCAACAAAAAGUGAAACCAAUUACAAUAUGCAAUGUUUGAAAGUCGAUGGUGGAGUUUCGAAGAAUGACUUUAUUUGCCAAUUUUUAGCUGAUCUUGUUGGUAUCAGUGUAGAACGCGCUGUGAAUUCUGAAUCCAGUGUCCUCGGAUCAGCCUACAUAGCUGGAUUAAAUAUUGGAAUUUGGAAAAAUCGAGACGAAAUUAGAAAGUUCCGGAUCGUUGAUAAGCUUUUCAAACCCCGAGAAGAAUUCAAAUCAGAAAACCGAGAAAGAAUGAACAUUUGGGAGAGAUCCGUGGAAAGGUUUAAAGAAUGGUACUGAUCUCAAGGCUGUGAAUUAUGAAAUAAAAACCGAUAAAAGAGAUAAAUUGUAAAUAAUUAAAUGUUGAAUUUUGUAAUUAAUAGGACUUAGGGAACCAAAAAAGAAAAAUAUAUAAUUUUUAAAUACUA
Messenger RNA from Eupeodes corollae, 2096 nucleotides. RefSeq names its product putative glycerol kinase 5. The coding region runs from base 403 to 1968 and encodes 521 amino acids. Gene Ontology annotation, cellular component: mitochondrion. The record is from RefSeq and is a predicted model, not a curated record. The transcript is spliced from 10 exons. Gene Ontology annotation, molecular function: kinase activity; phosphotransferase activity, alcohol group as acceptor. Lineage: Eukaryota; Metazoa; Arthropoda; Insecta; Diptera; Syrphidae. Gene Ontology annotation, biological process: glycerol metabolic process; glycerol-3-phosphate biosynthetic process; triglyceride metabolic process.